Messenger RNA from Gaeumannomyces tritici R3-111a-1, 1537 nucleotides. RefSeq names its product V-type proton ATPase subunit D. The record is from RefSeq and is a predicted model, not a curated record. Gene Ontology annotation, biological process: vacuolar acidification; vacuolar transport; proton transmembrane transport. Gene Ontology annotation, molecular function: proton-transporting ATPase activity, rotational mechanism. Gene Ontology annotation, cellular component: proton-transporting V-type ATPase, V0 domain; vacuolar proton-transporting V-type ATPase complex; fungal-type vacuole membrane. The transcript has 3 exons. NCBI's taxonomy places the organism in Eukaryota, Fungi, Ascomycota, Sordariomycetes, Magnaporthales, Magnaporthaceae. The coding region runs from base 102 to 1205 and encodes 367 amino acids.
GAACCACCGCCGCCGCCUCCGACCCCAUCCUGCAGCUCGCCCUUCAGUCCCAACCCGCCGUCGCCCGCAGAGUUAAUCCGUCGCUCUUGCCCAAUUCCAAGAUGGAGGGUCUUCUCUUCAACGUAAAUAAUGGCUACAUAGAGGGCAUCGUCCGGGGCUACCGGAACGGCCUCCUCACAUCAUCCAACUACGCCAACAUGACACAAUGCGACACGGUCGAUGACCUGAAGCUCCAGCUCGGCCCCUCGUACGGCGACUUUCUGGGCUCGCUGCCCCCUAACCCGUCAACAUCGGCGCUGGCGUCCAAGACGACGGAGAAGCUGGUUUCCGAGUUCAAGUACGUGCGCGCCAAUGCCGUGGGAGCGCUGGCUCAGUUCAUGGACUACCUUACCUACGGCUACAUGAUCGACAAUGUGGCGCUCCUGAUCACUGGCACGCUGCACGAGCGCGACACGCGCGAGCUGCUAGAGCGCUGCCACCCGCUGGGCUGGUUCGAGACCAUGCCUGUGCUCUGCGUCGCCACCAACAUCGAGGAGCUCUACAACAGCGUCCUGAUCGAGACGCCCCUGGCCCCAUACUUCAAGGGCAGCCUGAGCCACCAGGAUCUGGACGAGCUCAACAUCGAGAUCGUCCGUAACACGCUCUAUAAGAACUACCUAGAGGACUUUUACAACUUUGUCAACUCGCACCCGGAGAUGGCUGGCACCCCGACGGCCGAGGUCAUGUCCGAGAUCCUCGAGUUCGAGGCCGACCGCCGCGCCAUCAACAUUACGCUCAACUCGUUCGGCACCGAGCUCAACAAGGGAGACCGCAAGAAGCUGUACCCUUCCUUUGGUCGUCUGUACCCGGAGGGCACUCUGAUGCUGUCGCGCGCCGACGACUUCGAGGGCGUCCGCCUGGCCGUCGACGGAGUCCCCGACUACAAGGCCUUUUUCGACGCCGCGGGGCUCGGUGGUGGGCCGGCCGGCCCUGGUAACAUGGGCGGGGGUACGGCCGGCGGGUCUGAGGGCAAGAGCCUCGAGGACAUGUUCUACCAGAAGGAGAUGGAGAUUUCCAAGAGCGCCUUCACGCGCCAGUUCACAUUCGCCAUAGUGUACGCCUGGGUCAAGCUGAGAGAGCAAGAGAUCCGCAACAUCACAUGGAUCGCCGAGUGUAUCGCGCAGAACCAGAAGGAGCGCAUUGGAAAUUACAUUAGUGUGUUCUGAUCACACCUAGUCUGCUGUUUGGGUUUGGUUGGCUUCUGCUUUUGAUUUUCUAGUUAGUAACUGUGUCUCUCCUUUUGCUAUCAUUCUGUCCCAUGCGGCGAAUCUUUUGGCUUAUUUCAGUUUGGCUCCUUUUAUUGUCUUUCGAAUUUGGGGUAAAAGGUAAUACCAGAGGCCUUUGCCAACACGCCGCUAAAUGGCGGUCGGCCCGCAGAUCAUGGGAUGGCGCAGCCUGGGCAGCAAAGCAGGAAGGGAGAUCGGUGUCGAUCUUGCCGAGACUGCAUGUAUUUUACACCGCAAAAUUACACAUCUAUAUCACAGUCCCCUUUUCCCCG